AUGACCGUUGUGUCGAAUCUGCGUAGCAGACAAUCUAACGGUGGUAAAAAUACAGUUCCAACGAGCUCGAACGAGCCCCGUUUAGAGCCAGAAGUGUCAGAUGCUCCACAGGUUUUGUUCAUGGACACGCACGAUUUGAGGAACAGAGCGGGCCAUGUUUCUCCUAGCUACUACCAGGUAGCAACGCCCAAAUCCCCUCACGAGCUUUCGCUCAUGGACGAGGCCGAAGAAACCCAUACAGGGCCCUCACAUCAUCACGAGCACAGCGAAAGCGAAGAAAGCGAGCGUUUGAAAUACGAAACGGCAAAACGAGAGAUCCUCGAGAAUCUCAACCUCCAUAUCAUGCUCAACAACAACGAUCACACGGAUCUGGUGUCCGAACUCGGACGUGUAGAGGCCCAGAUGCGUGUUUUGGAACACAUGCACCGCGACCCUCAGCUCUUAAAACACGUCGAGCAACACCAGGAGCAACUGUACGCCAGACAUCGCGAGCAAUUUCUGCGUAGGAAAGAAAAAGAGGCAUCGAGGGCCAGUCUGGACGGUCUGGACCCUUUAGAUUCGGCAUUGUCCGGUGGAGACGGCAGCGGUGGCAGCGGUGGUGGUGGUCAUAACGGGUUUUUUUACCACACGCGCAGCAAAUCCGCACAUAAUCUCAACUUUGCUCACGAAUGCGGUACCAGUGCCGUGCAGGCUCAAUCACGGCUGCGACCGGUCAGCAACAAAUCCGAAGGAAGCCGUCUGCCUGAUGGGAAAGGCCCUCGCACGCAGGACCAUACAAUGGCGUCGAACGCCUGUUCAUCGGGGUCGGAGCUGGAUCCCGUGCGGUCUUCGUUACUGAACCAGCAUCAAAAGCGUAACUACAGUAGCUCGUGUUUGACCAGCAAAAGCGGGAUAGUUGGAUCGAACGAGAAAAACGAGCCCAUAUUCAAACGACCCGACGGUAUUCUCGUCAUAAUUGCAUGUUCCUUCUGCGAGCGUAGCGGGUUCACCUCCGCUCAGGGAAUUGUUAAUCAUGUUCGUCUGAAGCACGCCACAAGCUACCCGAGCCAGCCUCUGGCUGUUUUGAAAAACCAGCAGGUGCUUCCCGAAGAUCGACAAACGCCAGAGAUCAUAGCCCAAUUCAAGGACCUCAGUCUGGAUCCACAGCACGAUUAUCUUCCUCACGUCAUAAACAUUCAGACCAGCGUAAAUCCCGUUGGACAUAGGGACCGCAGAACGGGCUCUAGGGAACUAUCUCCUCGAACUGCAUCUCCAGACGAGAAUCAGAGACCCAACAUUGCCAAGAAAUCUACUAAGCAUUUAAAGAAACUAUAUCAAAGUGACGAUUUCAAGGAAAUUGUCGACUACGUCAACGAAUCCCAAAAGGACCUCGACUGCAUACUCAAGCAAGCCUCGGAAGCUGAGGAUCUUCAAGACAGUGGCUCUGACGAUGAAGUCGGAGCAAAGCAAAUUGUAUCUAAUAACUCAACUGCUAACGGAGACGACAAUAAUCCUACUGCAGACGCUGUCGCCCCACAAUCCAGGUCCGAAACACCUACCGAGCGCAAACGGAGUGGAUCAGCAGCAGCGGACACCAGCCGGAAACGCUUUAAAGCAGCGGAAAAGAAGGUGAGACCCGAUGCGAUUGCACUAAUGAAGAUUCCUGAGCAAGACAAACGGUCUUCGCACUACAACUUACGGGCCAAGUCAAAGCUCAGAGGACACAAUAGAUACGAAUAA
Lachancea meyersii CBS 8951 is the source of this 1719-nucleotide messenger RNA. The record is from the annotation of a GenBank genome assembly. Lineage: Eukaryota; Fungi; Ascomycota; Saccharomycetes; Saccharomycetales; Saccharomycetaceae.